CUAACUGCUUCCUCCUCUUCCUCUUUCCCCCCUUAGUCAAAUCCCACGCAAAUUGUCUUCAAAGUAUUAAAAUCGUGGUCUUGUAGUUGAAAUUCUCAGAUAUCACAAGAAAAUUACAAAAAAAGGGGAAAAAGAAAGCUUUUUCAUUUUAAUCCCAAAAUAAUCAAGCUCCCCUGCUUUCUCCUCUGUUUUUUCCUUUUUUAUUGCAGAUAAGAAAAUGUCCUCAAGUGUCUGUCAAGGGUUGCAAUCAUGCCUCGAGCCAAGGUUCAUUGAACCACGUGUUUUGUGGCUCAAACCAGGUCCAUCCAAACCCACUUUCACCGCUUCCGGAGAUGCUGCCCCUGCCACGGCCAGUUAUCAAACCAAGACGACAUUGGCCACCACCGCCAUCAUUUCGGGCAAUGAUUACAGCGCUAAGAAAAGCCGAAAUGCUGACUUGGGUGGGUGGAGUUUCCUGCAAUCCCUCACCACCAUCAAAGAUUCUGCCGUGAACGAACCAGUCUAUAUCCAUCCGACGGUGAAGCGGUCUGCUUCCAUGCUGAGCGAGAAGAGCCUAGAAAUGUGCACAGAGAGCUUGGGGAGCGAAACCGGGAGUGACGUUAGCGAGAACAGCUAUGAAAUUGAAAUUCCCCUGCUUUCACCUGAAACUGAAACCGGCAACCCAUCAAAACCGAGCCAAAAUUCAAAAUGGAUGCACCGGAGCAACAGCUUUCCACCUCCCCUGACAUCCAUGAGCAGUUCUAGCAGUGUUCAGAUGAGGCCACACCGUGAAGGCGGCCGGCUAGUUCUCCAAGCCGUUACUCUGCCUUCACCUCACUCUUACUUCCAUGCUGAACGCAGCGAGGGGCGGCUCAGGCUCUACCUGGUGAAGGAUUCUCCUCCUAUCUCAGACAAUGAAGAAGAAAGCCUUGAAGAGGAGGAAGAGGAGGAGGCGGCGGCCGCUGCGAAAGAGGAGGAGGAGGAGGAGGAAGCAUAUUGGGGAGGGGAUACAGGGGGAAUAGUGGAAAUGGUGAGAAUGAAAUCGGGAUGGGAAAGUUUCCAAGGCCAAGCAGGUGCAAGGAAGGUGGAAGUGGCAAUAGAAGCAUGCUGAAUUGGAAGCCAUUUUUGGUGGCUACUUGGAAAAAUUUCUACCAUUGGAUCUUUUUUUCCCCUUUCUUUUUUUUUUUUUAGUUUUCGAAUUUUUGUUGAUGUCCUAAUUUUCAGUUUUUUAUAGUUUAACUGUUGUAGGUCCCAUACCAUGGGAUUUCAUAAAAUAUGCUAAUGGUA
Messenger RNA from Rubroshorea leprosula, 1266 nucleotides. NCBI's taxonomy places the organism in Eukaryota, Viridiplantae, Streptophyta, Magnoliopsida, Malvales, Dipterocarpaceae. The record is from the annotation of a GenBank genome assembly.